AUGCGCCCCAUGGGGCGCAGAACGGCCAUUCUGCUGACGCUGUGCGUGGUCCUCAGAGGGGCCUCAGCGACGGCCAUCCAUGCGGGACACCCAGGCGACCUGCCUUUGCUGCAGCCGUCGCCGCUGCUCCCCCGCCCCGGCACUUUUGCCCCAAACGGCGUCCAGUCUUCGGGCUCCUCCCCAGGCCUGGCGCGGCGAGGCACCAAUCGGCGCUUGAGCGCCCUCUCGGCCGAUUCUGGGCCCACCGCCGGAGGUACGGACGUUGGCCUGGAAGCCAUCGGGUCCGUGAACGGCUCCGGGGUGCAGAAGAUGGAGGGGGCGCUCUCGAGCGACGAGCCGCCGUCCCUGUGGAGCGCCGCGUUCCGCGGCAGGGAGGACGCCGUGGAGGAGUUUGUCGAAGGCGGCGCGGACGUGAACCAGAGGAACCGCAACGGGACGACGCCCCUCUACGUCGCCGCCCAGAACGGCCACGCAGCCGUCGUGGAGCGCCUUCUGGCAGCAGGUGCCGAGGUGAAUGCAAAAUCUAAAGCAGGGUCCACGCCCCUGCUGGUGGCAGCGCACAACAAUCAUGUCAACAUCGUCAAACUACUCUUGGAAAAUGGAGCCUUUCCUAAUAGCAGGACUGUGCAGACUGGACAGACUGCACUGUGGCAAGCAUCAUACCUGGGGUUCCUGGAGGUGGUGCAGACACUCCUGGACGGUGGCGCAGGUGUGGACUUGCCAUCAACUUCGAAAGGCGCGACGCCUCUGUACGCCGCAGUCAACAGGGGCCACAUAGAGGUCCUUUCGAUCCUCAUUGAUGCGGGGGCUUCUGUAACCACCCCGCUCACGAACGGCGUCACCCCCCUCCAUAUGGCCAGCGCGCUCCUGCGCCCUGAUAUGGUGGAGCUCCUGCUGAUGAAUGGUGCGGAUCCUUCAGCACUGGAUGCCGAUGGCGACACUGCCGCAGAUGUGGUUGGCGUGGCCAGUCCCGGACGUAACGACUCCCUGAGGGCUGGGAUAUUGAAGCUGUUGGAGCCAAGCGAUUCGGUGACAACGUCGGGGAGCGAGCCGUCACCGCAGGGGACGGUUGCCAUGGCUGGAAACGGCAGUGGGAGCAAACGCCUGUCCGCAGUGAUGGUGCUCGUUCCAGUACUGGCUGGACUGAUCUUUAUCGUGGCCUUGACGUCCGCCCUGCGCCUGCGCAGCUGGUCGCACUCCAGGGUCGACCGCGCCGAGCUGGACCCCCACGUGAGGCUAAACGACCUGCUGAGCAAGGGGCUUUCCGGCAAGAGGGCGCCGUUGGAAUUUGGCCCAGAAUACAACAGCUCCAGCAUGGAUUCAUGCCACGCAGCUGUGGACGGCCAUUGGGACGAGUCGCAAGAUUCGCGUGACGCUGCACUGAUGCCCAGGAGAGCUGGGGGCCCGAGAGGAAGGACAGGGGGCAGCCGUCGGUCCAAGGGGCAGUCUUCAAUGCUUUCGAGCCCGACGUAUUCCAGCGACGACAGCAAGGCGCUGUGGGAUACAUUCAUGACCAGCACGAGGGGCGUUACCGUCAACAGCCCAGCAUACAAGCUGUAG
Molecule: messenger RNA, 1560 nt
Organism: Ostreobium quekettii
Lineage: Eukaryota; Viridiplantae; Chlorophyta; Ulvophyceae; Bryopsidales; Ostreobiaceae
Source: the annotation of a GenBank genome assembly